GGGAUGGGCGGUGCACCGCAGUGGGGGAUUGAAAGCAGUGGGAGGCAAAGGAUUUGCUGCUUAUGAUUGAGCUGGGGGGAGUCUGUCUAGAGGGCUCCCAUUCAGUGCAGGGGGGUACAGGCUGCGAAGACAGUGUGGUCUAGUGGCUAGAGUAGGAGUGGCCGACCUGAGAGGGUCCACAGAAGCUGCUGGACUACAGCACCCAUCACCCCCCAGGCGCUGCGGAGAAUAAGAGCUGUAGUCUAACAACAGCUGGGGAGCCUCAGGAAAUCCAGAGCUUGCAUAUCCCCAACAGAUGGCUAACCUUUCCAGCAAGGAGAGUCCACCACUUUCCUAGAUGUUGAGCAAGAAUGGAAGACCCCUUUCUACUUCAUCCAAGGAGCAGACCCUCAGUUUGGGCUCAUGAAAGCGUUUGCAAUUGGGGACUGUGACAGCGGCGGCGACGAAUGGCAAGAAGAGCUCCGGUUAACGCAGCAAGCAGUGCAAGCCGUCAACCAGCUGGAGCCCAAGCCCAAGUUCUUUAUCCUCUGCGGGGACCUUAUCCAUGGCAUGCCAGGAACGCCUUGGCGGGAGGCUCAGGAGCGUGACCUGAAAGAUGUUCUGAAGGACAUCAGCGGUGACAUCCCUGUGCUGUUCGUCAGUGGCAAUCACGACCUGGGGAACACUCCGACACCAGAAACCAUUGAUGAUUAUUGCAAGCAGUGGGGCGAUGAUUACUUCAGCUUUUGGGUCGGGGGCGUCUUCUUCCUCGUGCUGAAUUCCCAGCUUUUCUUCGAUAGUUCGAAAUGCCCAGAGUUGAAGCAGGCUCAGGCUCUUUGGCUUACCAAGCAACUUGCUGUUGCUGAGAAACGGAAGUGCAAACAUGCCGUCGUCUUUCAGCACAUCCCUCUGUUUCUGAAAACCCCAGAUGAAGAGAACGAUUACUUCAACCUCGAAAAGUCGGUGCGGCAUGAGUUGCUGGAAAAGUUCUCCAAAGCAGGCAUCAAAGCUGUGUUUUCUGGACACUACCACAGAAAUGCUGGAGGAUCCUACAAAGGUCUCGAAAUGGUGGUUUCAUCAGCCAUUGGAUGCCAGCUGGGCGAAGACACCCAUGGGCUAAGGGUCAUCGUGGUCACUGCCGAAAAAAUUGUUCACAAAUACUACAGUUUAAGUGAACUAAAAGACCAAGGAAUAGGCAGAGAUCUGAUGGAUUUGAUGAAGUAAACUUCUUUCUUUCCUAAACAUUUGACUAAAACAUUUAACCAAUCCAGCCAGGUUGGGUACUGAAUUGAAUUUCUGUGUUUUUUUAAACACACACACACACACACACACACACACACACACACACAGAAGGAAAACAUUCUUUUCAGAUUAUCCAAUAAGCAAGGACCUGAUUAACAACCCAAUGUCAAAAGCUGCAUAGGCAGGCAGAGCUCUUAGACGUACUUCAAAGGUGUAUAUAAAUUUAACUUGUACUAUAAAAGUAAUGACGGCACUAUUGAUUUUGUCAUUAAGGGAAGAUAUUCUAAGAAUGCAUUCUUCUUGGGAUCGACUACUUUAUAGCCGAGUAAAUCUACUCACGAACUCCAGGGGCUCAGUCUAGUUGGCAGGCAUACAAACCCAAUGAGGCCCCAGAGAACCAAAAUGCCAUAUAAUGAAACAAUGGAAGGGUUGACCCAGAAUUAGAGGCAAUCACUAGAUGUGCAUGUACAAUUGCACAGCCAUUUCAAUGACAUCCCAAUAUUACUAAGCUGCUCAACUCCAGCCCUCCUUCAGAUGUGGGACUACAACUCCCAUCAUGCCUAACUGUUGGCUGUUACCAGCGGGAAGCUAACUGACGAUCACUGCAGACACUUCCUACCUUCUCUUUCCCUUGCACAUGGUCACAGAACAGAAGCACUCACAGCUCCUGAAACUGGAUAGGUCCAACCCAGUUUUCCAUCAUGUGCUUAUUGUAUUUUCAGUUGCUUCUGUAUUGUUAGUAGUUCUCCGGUAACUUUGGACCGCUUCACAUCUAAGACUUUGCCUGCACAGGUGUGUAAAUGCAACUAAGGAAUGUGAUGUGUGAGCAUCAUAUAUCUGUCUCUUUUGCCCCAAACACGGUGCUUCCAAACACAUGUCGAAGCAGCAAAACAGAAAGAUGCUCAAGGUUCAUGCAUGUGAAGAGCAGGGUUCCCUUUAACAGGGAUUUGCAGGUGUUGUUAACUACAACUCCCAGCACCCUCAGCUGCAGUGAUCUUUGGCUGGGGGUUAUGGGAGUUGUAGUCAACAACAUCUGGAAAUCCCUGUUACAGGGAACACUGGUGAAGAGUGAAGCAGUAUCCCUUAAGCAUGGCUGCCAUGUGAACUGAACAUGGUUGAGAAGUUUCCUUCCUGUAGCAUAUCCGCAAACAUCCAGACUAAGUUAGUCAUGGACUAAGUCCAAUUGAAAUUAAUAGGACUUAACGUUAGUCAUGAUUAACGUGUCUCACUGGGCAGGUUCAAACAUAUUGUGGAACUUUUGUUAGCACCAAGCGACAGCCAUCAGCCUCAGGAACAUGCAGUCCCCCACACAUACUUGCUUUCUAAGUUAGGAAAAACACAGCAUGGUCGUGGCGUCCAAACUGACGCAGCAGAGAAUGGUUGUGAUGUCCAAACCAAGGAAGCAGAGAUUGGUCGUGAUGUCCAAACCAACAAAGCAGAGACUAGUCAUGACAUCCGAACCAACAAAGCAGAGACUAGUCAUGACAUCCGAACCGACAAAGCAGUGGCUGGUUGUGUCAUCCAUCCUGACAAAGCCAAGAUUGGCCCUGUCAUCCAAACAGGCCAAUCUUGGCUUCUUCUAACUUACUUGCUUCAGAAAACCUGAGAUCUGAAGCUGAGGUUUGAAGCAAGUUUCAGAUCUUGGGUUCUCUGAAGCAAGCCCUAGCCAAGAUUGCUGGGUUCAGACAUCACAAUCAAUUUUGGUUUAUCCUAACCUAGAAAGGAGGUAGACGCACAUAGAUGAGGGGGAGGACACGCCCCCAAGGCCCAAGAACCUCUGCUGAGCUCCAUAUGACACCUAAGCCCACCCAUUCAUUUCAGUAGUGCUUAUUCAUGACUAACGUAGUCUUGAUGUUGCCCACUCAUUAUGUAAGUGAAUAUAACGGAGGUGAUGAAUGAUACUGACAACUGGCAUUUUUAGAAAUGGAAGAGCCAUUUUUUGUGCUUGGCAAUGCCCACUUUUGGGAAACAAAAUUAAUAUGUUUAUUAACUGAGCAUUUUACCAGGUGAAUAGCAGGAGAAUUAGAAAAACUUUCUCCAAGCAAAAUGGAUUGCCUAGUUAUGGGGUGGGGGGGAAUGCAGCGAUUACAAAUCAUCCUACCAAGCCAGUAGUUCCAUUUUAAAUCUGAUUCCUGUUAGUACCAUCUGGAAUACAAAUUGUAUAAAUGGAAUCACUGUUUGAUCUGUUUUAGGGAGAAUAAUAAGAAACAUUUAUGUGUUUACACUAUCUUCUAUUUGUUCAGUCUUUCCUUUUGCUUAUUCAGAUAUCAUUUGGAGCAAAAAGUUUCUUUCUAGAGUUGAUCUUAAACCUGCUUGGCCUCCAUGGAAAUCUAAUAAAAUAUGGCAAGAAAAUC
Molecule: messenger RNA, 3575 nt
Organism: Hemicordylus capensis (graceful crag lizard)
Lineage: Eukaryota; Metazoa; Chordata; Lepidosauria; Squamata; Cordylidae
Gene: CPPED1
Product: calcineurin like phosphoesterase domain containing 1
Exons: 5
Coding region: 403-1203 (266 amino acids)
Molecular function (GO): hydrolase activity
Source: RefSeq, a predicted model, not a curated record